This is a messenger RNA of Penicillium cosmopolitanum, 222 nucleotides long. RefSeq lists its product as uncharacterized. The transcript has a single exon. The record is from RefSeq and is a predicted model, not a curated record. Lineage: Eukaryota; Fungi; Ascomycota; Eurotiomycetes; Eurotiales; Aspergillaceae. Bases 1 to 222 code for a protein of 73 amino acids.
AUGGCCAUGGCCAUGGCCAUGGCUGUGGUUAUGGCUAAGGUCAUGCUGUCCAUGUCCAGCUGGACACUUCAAACCGGUUUCUCUAGAAUCAUUACUGGGUAUUCUCUGUCCGGAGUAUUUAAGCUGACGGUAUUGUAUGGACCCCGCCACUCCACCCACGGAUCUGGGUCUGCUGCGGGUGACGUAUCGAGUCAGCAAGGACGGAUCGGAUACCUUGCAUAG